This is a messenger RNA of Magallana angulata, 5055 nucleotides long. Its product is annotated as RNA-binding protein MEX3B-like. Gene Ontology annotation, molecular function: RNA binding. The transcript is spliced from 2 exons. The coding region runs from base 116 to 1732 and encodes 538 amino acids. NCBI's taxonomy places the organism in Eukaryota, Metazoa, Mollusca, Bivalvia, Ostreida, Ostreidae. The record is from RefSeq and is a predicted model, not a curated record.
UGGGACAUAUUGCUUUGUGCUGAGGAGAACCGAUUCAGAAAGUGCGCGCUUUAAACUGAAGCGAACAAAGAUUCAACCGUACAACGAAGGAUAUUUAUGAAACCAAAUAGUCCACAUGCUUGGCAUUAUCAACCAGACAACCACCAAGAUGCCAGCUAACAUGUUCUCGGAGGUAAAUGCAAACCAAAUACCCGAAGACCACCGCGCACUGCAACUUGCAUUCGAGCUCUCGGUGCUGCGGAUGAACGGGGAUGAAGAGGUUCCAAAUCUAGCAUCAUCAACUAUGGAUUCUGAAACGGCGAGAAAGAGAAGUGCAAACAUGACGGAAUGUGUGCCAGUCCCAAGUUCGGAACAUGUGGCCGAAAUAGUCGGAAGACAAGGAUGCAAGAUUAAAGCCUUGAGAGCCAAAACCAACACAUACAUCAAGACUCCCGUCCGUGGGGAGGAACCGGUGUUUGUAGUGACGGGCCGAAAGGAAGAUGUCGCCAUGGCGAAACGAGAAAUUCUAUCAGCAGCCGAACAUUUCAGCCAAAUUAGGGCAUCCCGCAGAAACAGCAGCGUGUCCAGUUCCUCCUCUGUGACCACCCCCGGGCCCAACGGACCACCCAGCCCCAGCACACCUGGCCAGGUAACGAUCCAGGUACGAGUGCCCUACCGUGUGGUCGGUCUAGUAGUGGGACCCAAAGGAGCCACCAUCAAGCGGAUCCAGCAGCAGACACACACCUACAUCGUGACCCCGAGCCGCGACAAGGAACCAGUAUUUGAAGUAACCGGACUACCAGAAAAUGUGGACAAGGCCAAACUAGAAAUCGAAAGCCACAUUGCCAUCCGCACAGGGGGAGUGAUUGACGGACAGAAUGAAGACGACUUUCAAACAAAUGGCAUCGAAACAGGCCUUCAUGAGCUGCAUGGAAGCAGUGACAUAUUUGGAUUCAGCAAAGUGCACAAUGGACUGAAUGCUUUAAAUAAUUUUCACAAUCUUCAGAAUGGGAAUGGACUUCACAAUGGUGACACCAACAUUUUCAAUUUUCCGACAGUCAAUGGAUCCAAGAUUGGUGAUUUCUCUUUGGGAAAUAUGAUUGGAACCUUCAAUGGCUUCGGAAGUUUUGACAACGAUGAGGGUCUUGGUGGUUCCCCCUCCUUUGAUCCUUUCCUUCCCUCCCACUCGGUGUGGUCGGAUGUCGACAACUCCUGUCAGUCCUGUGUCUUCACCACCAGUUCUGCAAAUCACCCCCGCGGUCCAAGUAGCCUCGGAAACAGCACUCCGAGACAGAUGUCCCCCUCCAUCACAGACUCGCCCACCAGUUCAUCCAAUGGGAACUCAAGCAGCAAUCCCCCAUCGCCCCCGCUUAACAACCUCCUGGAAGGUAUCCAUGGAAACACUGGCUUGCUCAAGACAUCAAUGAACGGGACCCAGGGUUUUCCCCACACCUCGGUCGUCAUGGAAAUGGGGCUGACCACCAGCUUCUCACCUGCCAUCACCACAUCGUCCCUGGAGAAAUCCCCCGGGGGCGUCUCCAUUCCUGUGCAGGUACCCAUGGUAAACGGUCGCCCGAGACGUCAAUGUUUAAUGUGUUCAGAUAGUGAAAUCGUGGCCGCUCUUGUUCCUUGUGGCCACAAUCUCUUUUGCAUGGAAUGUGCAAAUUUAAUCGUGGAGAAACCCGCGAGGGAGAGAAUUUGUCCCGUGUGCAACCAAACCAUUUCUCAGGCAAUGCGCAUCAUAUUCUCUUAGAAAUCCGGCGCAGGAGAAAGUAAUCCCAAGAACAAUUUCUGAACUUGACCAGACCAGAGUGCAUUUUGUUCCUUAAAUAUGAGAUUAUGUUAUAUAUUUGGAUUUUUUAUGUUUAGUGAGGUUUUUUGCAUUGACAAAGAACAAAGAAAAGCAGUGCUAUGCAAUGCAGGUGUGGAACUAUUUCCCUAUGCUGAGAGCAUGCCUCCCAGUAUAUUAUCCAUUUCCUUUGAGAGCCUGAAGUUGAUUUGGGGGGGUGGGGACUGUGAAAAGCUAUUCAGGGCAUACCUCACAACCAGCUGAAGGAAUUGGUGCAGUGAUUUUUAUCAGUCAAAAGGACCAAAUGAACUGCAGGCUUGACACAUCGUUAUUAUUUUUCUAGCCUUAAUUUGUUAUAUAAUCUAUUAACAAGCAAGCACAGUAGUUUAAUUUUUUUAUUUGCAAAAGAAUUUAUUUUUAUAUUCCAAUUGUCUCAUUGUUAAACGUAGAUAUAGCGUUGGUUGUUUGAGAGGGCGUGAAUGUAUAAGGAGAAACCCCAGCAGACCCGACUAUUUUUCCUUUGUCCAUUUUUUUGUUUUGUAUGUACACUUUAUUUUUUGAUUUAUUUGGACAUUUAACGGGAACCAGUCACCACGACCCCCUCAUUGUGUUUGGACGAGCAGCCAGAGCCCUUCCGUGUCUGUGUACAUUCUAGCGGAUAAAUUUCCUAUUAUUUUUGUAUGGAAUCGGAUAAAAUUUCAUGUGUUCAUUGCAAAUCAUCACAGAGACUGGUUAUUUCAGAACAAGGCUGCUCCAUACAGGGGUGUUUGGACACACCCGGCAGCCUUAACCACUGAUUCUCUAUUGUGUAUUGACGUAUAUCUAUAAAUAUAUAUUAUGCAAUGAAAUGGAAGAUAAAAUAUUUUUCAACAGCACCAAUCACCAGAUUUUUUGUUGACCUGCUGUCCACCAUAAGGACUUUAUAUAUAUUAUAUAAAUAUAUGUAUGUAUUGUGUAUUUUAUCCUUUUUUUUGUUGAGUAUAUCUUGGAUGCUUGCUGGUCAACACGAUGUCGUACCGAUGCCCAAGUCCUGGAAUAUUUUUCUACACUUGUACGUAGUGUGUAUAAGUUUACAAUAUGUUCCCUUUGAAAUAUAUUUUUAUAUAUAUUUGAUUGUAUUAUAUGUGAUAUUGAAUAUUAAGCUUCCAUUGGUCUUUAUAAAAGUGUGUAUUUGAGGCUCAUGGCUUUUCUCCGUAUUCUAUUGUAAACUGGCUUUACACAUUGAUAUGAUUUUUCCUUUAUUAUAAACAUCCAGAAAAAAAAUAUUUGCCAAACAAAAAAUCACAGACAUGUAUAUUAUAUCUCUUCAUCGGCUCAUUUAUUUCUCUAUCUUGGGGAAAGAAAUCAUAAAUCUUUUUUUGAACAACAUUGUACAUGUUCCUACAAACUUAUCAAAGCAUAAUCAUUUGAAUCUUCCCGUGCAAUAACUGUAAUCAAAUAUCCAGCACUUUAUUUCUGUGUAUAUUUAGAUCUGGUAGCCGUCAUAUCAUUGUAGAGAUUUUGUUAUUGUAUAUCUAGAAAUAUCUUGUUGUACUCGUCAUAUCCAGAAUUGUCUAGGUUGUGUUGAAGUUCAGUCUCGGAACUGUACUGUUAUAGAUAUUUUAUAUGAUUAUCGAUAUGCCAAUUUGGUGCUCAGUUUUAAGUUUGCCAAUUUUAUUUCCAUGGAACGGCUGGAGUGUUGCUUGGAACAUAAAGUUUUCGCUGAGGUACCUUGGGGGAUGCCCAGUCAGCCCCGGGGGAAAAGAAUAUGGUCCCAUUCAAGUAGUUGCUAAUUGUUGCCCUUUGUUGCAUGUUUCUUUAUAUGUUUAGAGGUAGUUUUUUCCUAUAAGAGUUUGUUUAUUUUGUUGAUGCUAUAAAUAGGAUAUGGUCCAAGGCUUCAAGUUUUCUUUAAUGAUCAAAAAUGGAAUGUUUGGGAAAUUUAGGAAAAGAUGUCUUUUUUAAGCUGGUUUUGUUUUGAGUUUGGAUCUUUGUAUUUAUUUUAUUUCAUUUUGACAGCUUCUAUGUUUAGUACAGGGUAUUUUUACUUUGACACAAUUUCUGCUCAUCCCAAAUCUUAACUUUUUCUAUCAUAAACAUUUUAGUAUCUCAUAGCUUCAAACAAAACUUUCUGUGCAAAAUAUGCCAGAAACUAACUUAACAACCAAAGAUAUGAAUUAUAACCAUGUGCAGUGCUAGUCAAUCAUUUUAUAUCCCCAUCACUACCUUUUAUUUUGUUUUAGUUUCUCACAAACUUGUAUCAAUUUUUUUGUUUUUUUAAUGUCAUUAUAACUCAUAAUUUUGAAAGAAUUAGUAUUCACCAUUUUAGAUUUGCAAUUAGAUGAUUCUUGCCUUUUUUAUUUUUAUAUACCAUCCAUUGAUUCUGUGUGACCAGCCUAUAACAAGAUGUUUUUAUGCAUAAUGUACCUGUGUGUGUUUGUCAUGGCCGUCUGUCCUAUUGUUGAUGUGCUUAGGUAUUCUAGAUCUGAACACAAACCACUCAAUUACUUUCUAUCCACUUUGUUACAAAGAAACUUACGAUUUAUGCAAUAUCCAUUUUUCUUACCACGGGCUGUAUUCCCAGCUUCACCAUGGCCACUUCUCACAAUAUUGUUUUCUUUUUAUAAAAUUCCAUUUUACCCAGUUGUCAAAAAAGAAUUUUUUAUACCAAAACAAAAAAAAAUUGUUAAAAAAGGUGAAAAAUUUUAUUCUAUUAUAUGAAUGGCAUUGGUUGGUGUCAUUUGAUAUUAUAUGACUUCAGGUCAAGGUUAAAUCAGACCAAGUCAGGGUCAUUUAAUUGCAAGCACCAGUCAUAUUAUGUAGAAUACAUCAAAUAUGUGUUAUUACAGACAUUAUUGAAAAUGAGAAGAAUAGACACAAGAAUUAAAUGCUUUAUUUUAUAAUGACAUAUUUACCAGUUAAUCCUGUAUUCAAUAACCCUCCGGACUUGCUUUUGAAUUGAAUCACAUUGUGUAUUCAAAGGUAGAGACAAAUUAUUGCAGUAUUAUAUAAAUACGAAAAAUAACUUAUGUAAAUGACUUGUACUGUUGUUGUGAUUUUGAGAGUAAUAUAUAAGAAAGCUUGGAUUCUGUACAGAGCUUGCUGUCUAGAUAGUGUUUUUUGUAUUUUAAUAUUAUUUACCUUGUAAUGUAUGUCAGAUAAUCUUGAGAUGCAACUGUUUGAGACAAAAAGUAUAAAGAUAUUUUUUAUUUUAUCAGGGUUUCCAGUAGAAACUCGUGAAUAUUAUAUUUGGUGAAAUUAUAAAAAAUGUAAAGUUUUAUUUUUCUGCAAAUAAAAAUCUUACCAAUACA